Plasmodium fragile is the source of this 1776-nucleotide messenger RNA. RefSeq lists its product as uncharacterized. Bases 1 to 1776 code for a protein of 591 amino acids. The transcript has a single exon. The record is from RefSeq and is a predicted model, not a curated record. NCBI's taxonomy places the organism in Eukaryota, Apicomplexa, Aconoidasida, Haemosporida, Plasmodiidae.
AUGAGCCUAAACUUUAGCGACGAUGAUGAGGUGUAUGCCCAGGAUGGGGCGAAAAAUGGGGAACCAGAUGACUUGAAUGGUGGAGCACUAGGGGAUCCCAUGGGGGACGUGGCGGAGCACUACAUGGGGGACCAGGCAGAGGACUACAUGGGAGACGUGGCGGACGAUCCCGUUGGGGAAGAGCACAAUGAACAGGAGGAAAAGAAGAAACGGAAAAAAAGCAUGGGGUUUCAACUGAAAAACAUUUUUAACGAUGUAGCUUUGAAUAAAAUCACUAGUUACAUUAGGAAGAAGCGGAAGAGUGAAAAGAGAAACAGUUACACAAGCACGUGGAAUGAUUCACAUGCAGGUGAUAACCAUGGCAGUAGUGGUGAGCAAGGCGACAGUGACGAUGAUGGAAUGGGCGAUGAAGAAGACGAGCUGCAAAAGUAUGUGCGCGAGGAAAAAGACAAAAUAAAACAAAUACUCCCACAAAAUGAUGAAUUGUGGGAUAUAUAUAUGUACUUAAAUUUAAAAAAAAAGAAAAGAAAAAUUGAUUAUAACGAAAAACACUACACAGCAGCUAUUCGGAAGAUACUAGAGUGCAUAACGAAUGAUUACAAAACGAUUGUUAUUGCAAAGUUGUUCGAAAAUCAAGUGCUCAAAAAGUACUUAAUUUUACCUGACCAGUCAGAUUUUUUUAAAAACAGCAAAAUUGAAUAUAUCGGGAGGAAUACUUCUGUGCCUAUUAUAAAAAGGAAGAAUUAUCUUUUGGAAAUAAAAAAAAAGCUAGUAGAAUUAUACAUAAAGGGAAACUGUUGCAGUUAUACAAAGGAUGAGGAGUUGUGUCACUUGUACGGGAAGGAGAAGGAUAGCGGGGAUUUGUCUGAGCAUCAGGGAGAGCCCAGUCAAAGGAGUAACGUUGACCAGGCAGGAAAAGACACCAACUUUAUAAUUGAAAAGGAAAAAAUAAAUUUGGAGUUAACCAAGCUGGCAGACAAGUAUACCCGCAUGGUACACAAAAUAAAACAACAUCGUAGAAAAAAUUUAAAAACAAAUUUCAACCUUUUUAUGAAUUUAAUAAAUGAAGUCAUAUCAAAGUUGUACUUUCCUGUUAAUAAUGUUUUACUUAUGGGGGACAACAAGACGGACUUGACCGAUAUUUACAAAACGGUCCGGCGUAAAUACAAUAUACAUGAUGUCCUCUCCAAGGUACAAACGCUCAGUCAGAAGAAAGAGGUGUAUGAACACUACCGUGCGUACUUGAUUUAUAAGUAUAAGACAACUUACUCCGUUUGCGACGAGCUGUUUAAGACGCACCAAAUGGGCGAGAACAUUAACAUUUUUAAUUUUAAAAGUUUUUACAAUACCGACUUUGGGGCGGAUAAAUUUUGUGUCAUUCGUUCUGCGGAAGGGGACCAACAGGAGGAGGGAGCGGCAACUUCCCACGGUGACGAUGCGGUGCGUGAACAGGAGGUACGCAAGGACGAGCAGGGUGAGUCCGGGGACCCCUUCUCCGGCGACGUGUAUGACAUGUACGACGCGGAGGACUUUUUCCAAGUGAACGUGUGCCCUGAUGUGGCGGCAGGAAAGGCGCCUGCGGCGAGGGAUUCCUCCAGUGUGCAGGCCGAGGCCACGGGUACCGCCCAUGUGAAUGGUGGUCCUGUGAAUGGUGGUCCUGUGAAUGGUGACCCCGUGAAUGGUGCCCCGGUUGAGGAGACGCCCCUCGAGCGGGCCAAGCGGAUCGCCCGCGAGAAGAAGCAGAAGCUGUUGGAAAGCAGAGGGAAGAUUAUAUGA